This is a messenger RNA of Gambusia affinis (western mosquitofish), 3000 nucleotides long. RefSeq names its product pyridoxal-dependent decarboxylase domain containing 1 (gene pdxdc1). Gene Ontology annotation, molecular function: carbon-carbon lyase activity; pyridoxal phosphate binding. Bases 322 to 2664 code for a protein of 780 amino acids. The transcript has 23 exons. The record is from RefSeq and is a predicted model, not a curated record. Gene Ontology annotation, cellular component: intracellular membrane-bounded organelle. Gene Ontology annotation, biological process: carboxylic acid metabolic process. NCBI's taxonomy places the organism in Eukaryota, Metazoa, Chordata, Actinopteri, Cyprinodontiformes, Poeciliidae.
CGCCAGUUGACCAAUCCUGCGCAGCGGGGCGUGACGUCAGCCCUGCCAGCGUGGAAUGGACGUCGUUCGGCAGGUCCAGGAAGUAAACUGUCCGGUUCGGCCAGUGGUUAACAGAAAUCUCCUACGGAGACAGGAUAUUUAAUUCGCAAUAAAUUCAAAACUGGCGACUUAAUUUUUUUUUCCUACGGGCUUUCCUGGAGACUUCUGCAGGGGCUCCCUCGCGUUACCUAGCAGCGAAUUCUCUGCGUCCCUUUUCACGGAGCGCAGGUGUCAAGCUGUCAGCUGUGGACUGCUAAAGGAAGCGAAGCCUCUUCCUUGAUCAUGGUGGAUGCUGCUCUGGCUCAGGUGGGAAAGAACCUGAGUGAAGCCAUGAGGAUCCUUGGAGAUGGACAGAUGGAGCCAGACGCAGGAACGGAAAGCCGACGUUUCAGUAGAACCAGUAUCCCCGGACCUCUACAGGGAGAUGGCCAGGAUGUAACCACAAUACUGCACCUUGUUCACCACCUCAUCCAUGACGAGGAAGAUGAAGAGGAUGGGAGGGACAAGGCCAGCCAGCCGAUCCAGAAUGUGGCGGAACAGGGUCACAUGGCCUUGCUGGGCCACAGUCUGGCAGCAUACAUCUCCGUGCUGGACAGAGAGCGGCUCCGGAAGCUAACCACUCGGAUUCUGUCUGACACCACGCUGUGGCUCUGCAGGAUCUUCAGGUAUGACAACGGCUCCGCCUAUUUCCAUGAAGAUGACAGGGAUGGCCUUGUAAAGGUCUGUCGGCUUGCCAUCAACGCCCGUUACGAGGAAUAUACAACUGAAGGCUAUGCUGUCUUAAGCUCCAGACAGCCAGUUAUCUACCAAAGCGCCUCCUGCAGGCCUGGCCUGGGACAACACCUAUGCAACCAGCUUGGCUUGCCUCUGUCCAGCCUGUGCACAGUGCCAUGUAACACCAUCUUUGGAUCCCAGCACCAAAUGGAUGUUGCCCUGUUGGACAAGUUGAUCAAAGAGGACACGGACGCUGGGAAGCUUCCUUUGCUGCUGAUCGCCAACGCAGGUACCCCUGAAGCAGGUCACACAGACAAACUGAGUCGCCUUAAGGAGCUGUGUGACCAGCAUGGUAUAUGGCUUCAUGUGGAGGGGGUCAACCUUGCCACCCUUGCUCUGGCCCAGGUCACCUCUGCUGUCAUGGGAGCCACCAGAAGCGACAGCAUGACGCUGACACCUGGUCGCUGGCUCGGGCUGCCUGCAGUCACUGCUGUCACCCUCUACAGACACGAAGACCCGGCUCUGUCCCUGGCAGCUGGUCUGACCUCCAGCCAGCCUGUGGAGAAGCUGCGGGCGCUGCCUCUGUGGCUCUCUCUCCAGUACCUGGGCCACAACGGGAUUGUUCAGAAGAUCAGACACGCCGCAGCUUUGAGCCAACACCUCCUGCUGAAGCUGAAAUCUGUGACCUGCAUCAGAACUUCAGUGGAAGACGAACAAAACUCUCCUGUCGUGCUGUUUAAGUUUUCCCAGGAAUCAAAUGAUGGAGGCAGUGGGGGGUCUGUGGAUGGUUUGUGUGCUGGAGAGAAGGAGGUGCUGGAUACCUUCAACAGAUGGAUGGGUGAGCAGCUUGCUCAGCUGGUUCCCUCUAGUGGAGUGGAUGUGGUGGAGCUGGAAGAUGAAGGGACCUGCGUGCGUUUCAGCCCCCUCCUCACAGCUGCAGUGCUGGGAACCCAGCAGGAGGAUGUUGAUGAAGUGGUGCAGAAACUCCUGGAGCUGGUACCAAUGAUGUCAGCCACAAUGAACUUAAGACAGGACUUCAGGGAGGAGACCCACCGCCACGCACCGUCACUCACAUACAUAGAGGAGCUGAGCUGGCCUGGUCUGGGAGCAGUCCGGUAUGAAUCCCAGGCUGAAGGAGCAGAUGAGAGCAGGAGGAAACAAGAGCAGAAGAAAAUCAACGAUGCACUGCUGACGAAACUACAAGAGCUUGACACAGACAUCGUUUUCUCCACUGGCCCCGAGUUUGCGACCGAAGAGAACUGCAUCUUUGUGGGCAUGGUGACAGAUGAUGUUGAUGUGUCAGAGCUGGUGCACACAAUAUCUACACUGGGAAGAGACAUAGAGGAGAGCGGAAGGAUACUGGAGAACAUGACAGAGCGUGUGAGGAAGGGCAUCCUGGAGGCAGAGCUGCAGCUGCAGAAGGCCAACGAGGAGAAACUCCUGGAGGAAGGGAUGUUGAGACAGCUUCCUGUGGUCGGCUCUGUGCUGAAUUGGUUCUCUCCGGUUGAAAGCUCCAUAAAGGGAAGGACUUUUAACCUGGCAGCAGGUUCUCUGGAUUCCACAGAUGUGACUUAUUCUACCAAAGUUCAGGCAGGCAGGACGUCCCUCCAAGACAUCCCCACCCUUUCAGCUAAGAGACUGUCAGGUCAGAGGUUAUUUCGGCGCCCAGGUGCAGGUUCUGACUCGAUGAGUGAGACCAGCUCCAUCGGACCAGCUGACGAGUCUUCCAGAGUAGAGAGCUUCACCGGGAGCCCCAACAUCCACCCUUUCAUGUCCAUGUCUCCACCUGAGACAGCGGAGCAUGCCGAGGCCUGCAUCAUACCACCAGGUCUCCAUGGGAACCCAGAGCAGGUAGAGGCUGAGGAGGAGAGGCAGCCUGAAGGCCAAGAGGUGGAUCUGAUUGGGAGAUAGGUCCACUGCAUGUCCAGGUGCCCUCCAUCCGUCCUGCACAAGCAGCCAGUCUAACAUGUGCUAAACUAAGACACUUGGAGUCCAACCUCUGCAGAAGGCCACCUGGGCAGUUUGUAUCUCUCAUUUCAAUGUUUCAGGAUGCCAAAACAACCCAACCAGUCCCUCUGUGUGACUCACUGUCAACUCAGAUCAGUGCAUUUCUACCAGUCUUCCUCUCUUCUGCCUUCACUUCUCUGUUGGUAUAAAAUCACUUGGCUUUUGGGUUGGAGAUGAAGGUUCAUCCCACAUGGAACUGUUUUGAAGACUUUUCAAUAAACACCCCAGUUGACAUGUUUA